Molecule: messenger RNA, 1148 nt
Organism: Plectropomus leopardus (leopard coralgrouper)
Lineage: Eukaryota; Metazoa; Chordata; Actinopteri; Perciformes; Serranidae
Gene: tlcd5b
Product: TLC domain containing 5b
Cellular component (GO): membrane
Source: RefSeq, a predicted model, not a curated record
AUGCCUGUCCUGGAGGUGAUCUGCAGCCUGAUUGGCUGGUUCAGUCUCUACCUGCUGUUCUGCUGGACCUUCACCCAGCGGGGACCCGAGUGGAACUGCCGGCUGGUCACGUUGUCCCACGGGGUCCUCAUAGUGCUGCUGACAGCGUACGUGCUCUUCAUAGACGGACCCUGGCCUUUCACACAUGCAGGUACAGAGAACACGGAGCUCCAGACCUUCGCCCUGGCCUUUUGCCUCGGCUACUUCUUCUUCGACAUGGGCUGGUGUGUGUGCUACCACACCGAGGGUCCCGUCAUGCUGGCACACCACGCCGCCAGCAUCGUUGGCAUCCUGCUCGCUCUGCUCAUGGGAGUGUCCGGCUGCGAGACCUGCGGGGUCAUCUUCGGCAGCGAGAUCACCAACCCGCUGCUGCAGACGCGCUGGUUCCUGAGGCAGCUGGGCCUGUACGACAGCCUGCUGGGCGACGCCGUGGACCUGCUCUUUAUCUUACUGUUCGCCACCGUGCGAGUGGGAGUCGGCACGGUGAUGUUUUACUGUGAGCUCACGUCUCCAAGGACCACACUCGUCAUGAAGCUCGGCGGCGUGGUCAUGUACGGACUCGCCUGGGUGUUCAUGGUGGACAUCGCCAGAUUUGGCUACAAGAAAAGUAGAGCCAAGUAUAAAAGGUGGCGAGAAAACCACAAGCUGAAAGAAAGCACAGAAAAACUGGAAGGACAUUCAGUGAAGAGUGACUGAAGGAAAUCAUCCGAAAAAGAAAAAAUCUUACAAAGCUUGUGUGCUGCCUCUGAGCUUCGACAGAUUUAAAGGUGCUGUACAAUGUGGUAUCAAUAAAUCAAUACUACAUAUUUGCAUUUUAUGUGUCAUUACCCAAAACUGAUGAGACUUGUUGCCACAGAAUCUCCUGGAUUGCUUUAAGGCACAAAACAGCAACAAGGCAAUUUACUUCAGUGAUGGAGAAAUAGAAGAAACAGCUCAAAACCAUUAAGUAUAUUUCAGUUAAACUUAUUUGGGCUUAUGAGUCCUAAAUCCACGAGCACAUUUUAAUAAGUAAGUAAUCAGAGCAACAGUGAGGAUAUGUGAGGGAUGUAUGAUGUCCAGCGUGUAUCAAAAAUUAAAAUAAAAAAAAAAAACCAGGGAAAUGCCCUGAA